Molecule: messenger RNA, 4101 nt
Organism: Dimorphilus gyrociliatus
Lineage: Eukaryota; Metazoa; Annelida; Polychaeta; Dinophilidae
Source: the annotation of a GenBank genome assembly
AGUUCAACCACUUUGCACGGAGUUCGCUAUAUUACGAUCGAUACUUUAUUUAAAAUUAGAAGAAUCCUUUGGGCAUUGUUAGUAGCUUCGGCCUUUGGAGUAUUCGUUUACUAUACAUAUAGUAAAAUCGAUUACUUUUUACAAUAUCCGAAAAAUAUAGACGUCGAAGUAACUUAUCUACCAAGGGUCAAGUUUCCUGCCGUAACGAUUUGCAAUCAGAAUCAAUUGAAAUUAACGGAACUCGCCGAAAAGAAAUACUACAAUCUCGUUCCACUUUUAUUUCCAGUUGAAAAGAAUUCAGGUAUAGAAAAAUCUUUUUCUUAAUUGAAUAAAUUUAAAAGAAUGAGGAAGAGAGAGAAAAGGUGAGAGAGAAUGACGGAGGAAACGGGUAAAGAGAUAUUUUUUAUUAAUUUAAAUCAAAAGAGAUAUUUACGUACAUAGCUUUAUUAGUUGAUACUAUUACGUUGACUCGUCUUAUCCUAAUACAUACGAUAUAAAGGUAAUAUACUGUUAGAUCCCAUACAAACUGGUAUUAACACACUUUAAUAACGCAUUAACUAUAUCCUUUUAAAAACAAAUUAGGAACGAUAAGGCUUCCGUUUAGUCAUCCGGUUUAGACUCUUCCGUCAUAAUUUUUUAUAAAUUUUUUUAAUGUCAGCAUCGAUUAAUAAAUCAAAGAGAAUUUUUGCAACUUCCGCUAACUUUCUUUCUUUCCGAUUUCUCUGUUUUGUUAUAUGAAUGUAGACAUAUUUAUGACAUUUUUGUUCUUUUGUUUCAAGUAUUCAACCCUCUAUUUAUCCAACAGCUAGGAGCCAAUGCCGAAUAGAUCAGUGGAUGUGUCUUGGUCAAGAUAAAUGCAUCGAUAAAAAUUCAAUAUGUGACGCUUUUCCUGAUUGUUUGAACGCAACCGACGAGACAAACUGCACAAUCUGCCCAGCUUUGCUCCUACAAAAUCAAUUCAACGUCACUACUAAUUUGACGUCGUUACUGUUUAAACGACAAUCGAAUACUUUUAACCAAAGCCGACUGGUCUAUAUGACCGAUCGGAAUGAAAUACUUUACAUAUUCAAAAUAAAGAAUAAGUGGCUAAUUUCUGAUAUCUACAUGCAGGAAACAAAUUACGUAGCAAUUUUAGAUCAAGAUAGCGAACUACCAUACGGCGAAAACUUGGUUUGGAAAACGGAAAAUGGUUCGAAAAUUGGUUCCAUGAUGUGCUUUUACAAUCCUGAUAAGACGAAAAAACAUAGUAGUAUAGGGAAUAUUACUGGCGUGUCGCUUAAUGAUUUGUACGACACAUCGUCCCAUAAGAAAAGAGAUUUUGUUGAAAAAUGCAUUUGGAAAGGGAAAGACUGUAAUAACGAAGAUAUUUUUGAACAAUACACGGAUAUGGGAGUUUGUUUUACGUUCAAUUCAAAAAAUGAUAUGUUUAUUGAACAGUCUGGUCCUGGUUACGGACUAACUUUGGCGCUGAAUAUUGAACAAUACGAAUAUACUAAAAAUUCCGAGACUGGAGUUGGUGUUAAAUUGUUAGUUCAUGACGUAGACGACAGGCCUCUUGUAAAGGAGAAGGGCAUAUCGGUAUCUCCUGGAUUAUAUUCUUUCAUCUCAGUGGAAACGACUCAAGUAGAAAAUUUGAAGCCACCGUGGGGAAAUUGCGGAGACAAGGAUUUAAAAUAUUUCAGCGGUUAUAGUUCAGCCAAGUGUAAAUUACAAUGCGAAACCGAUUUCCUACAAGAUAGAUGCAACUGUAGAGAUGUAUCAAUGCCAAAUCGAGAUGGUUUUCCUCAAGUAUGCAAGAUCGAUCAAUAUAUCAAAUGUGCAAAGCCAUUCUUAGAUGAGAUGAGAGCGGCGGGAAAUUAUUGUUCCUGUGAAAAACCAUGUACUUCGCCAGAACACGUUCCAACAACUUCUUUUUCCGUUCUUCUAAACAAGGCUGUCGAUUUAGAAACGAAUAAUGAACCUAGAAGUAUUAACCUUCACAAAAAACUAUCAAAAGCAAGAGAGAUAUCAUAUAGAUUAUUCGACGAUAAAUACGAAAGAACCCUAAAAAAGUUCCAUCGCCUGAAAAAUUCGAUUUCAUCGACAUUUAGAUUCUUAACUGUGACCUAUACAACCCUAGAACAAGUAAAUUCUGACCUAUCAACUACACUUGAGGCUAUUAAAAAAGAUGGCAUGUGGUUGAGAGAUUUAAUCAUUGCUGGCGAGAAUGUUUUAGAGGAGGGCGCCUUAAAGAUUAUCGACGAUUUAGAAGAUAUUAUCUCUUCCGCCUUAAAUGAGCCAUUUAUAGAAUUUAGAAAAUUAAUGAAAGAAACAUUAGAUCAUUAUAGUAUUAUUUACAAUCGGUUCUGGGAUCUUACUUGUUUCAUAAACGGUACUUGUAAAUCAAUUGAUUGGAGAGGAAAUGUUACUUGUCCCACAUUAGAUUUUGGAAAUGUCAGCUGCAAUUGUCAAAAUGAUUACUAUUGCUCCAGGAGAGAGAAUGCCGCUUGGGUUAGAAUUUCGUCCUUAAUAGACUCGUCUAAUAAAUUAUUUUAUGAAAGAAUCUUGGAAUUUAAUGACAAAUUCCAAAAAUUACCGAAUAUUGAUCGUCUAUCCUGCAUACAAAUUAACUUGAACCUGUUAAAAGAUACACUGGGUAGCGGUAGCGUAAACAAUUGCAAUAAGAAUAUAAUGAAGAAUUUAAAAGCCUAUGUUAAAACUAAAUUUAAUUUAAUUAGACCAAGGUUUAAUAGUAUCGAACAUACUUUAAGGCAUAUGUUGAUUCGAUAUGUUAAAGAUAUGAGAGUUUUGGAUGACAUCGUUCAAGAUAAAAGACAAUAUUUUUCAUUGGAAAAGUCAAUUUCUAAUAAUUUAAAAUCAAUUUUUGAUCAUUUAAACGAUAUUAGACAAGAAAUAUUAAGUAAAAGUUCUUUUAUAAAAGCGGUCAGAUAUCAUCUCUGGUUUACUCAACUCAAUGUCAAUUUGAAUCCACUUUAUAAAUCAAUCAAAGAGCUUUUUGACAACACCCUAAUAAGAAUAGACAGCUGUAAGGUUGAAAAAUUCAACCUAUUGAAUCUAAUUAGGAACGUUGAGAGGAAUUACGUGAACGGAAGUACAAAAUUAAAAGAGGUAAAGAAUUUAUUGCAUUUUCAAAGACAUCUUCAGCUGUUGACAAUUUUUCAACAAAUAUUCGAUUCUUUAAUAAUUAAUACAAAUCAAAGGAUAAAAAACUUGGAAACCAUGAUUAAUGAAUUCUAUUUUACAUUUAUGACCGUUAUUCCUAUUGAAGAUUUAAAGAUUGCAUCUGAAUAUUUUAAGCAAAAAAACCUUUUGCUACCGAAAUAUAUUAUAAAAGAAUCCCCUCAGAUGGCGCCAGGUGAUAGUGCAGAUCAAUUUUGGAAUGAUAUGAGAGAUAUAUUUAAUUCUAUAAAGAAUAAUUGGCAAAUCUUUCACACUAAUCAAGAUCAAGUAAGAGUAGAAGUGGAAAAAUACUUUAAUAAUUUUAACGAUGGAAAUGAUCUUACAGCUACAUUUUUCAACGAAAACUUUUUACAAUUGGAAUUAUUCUACAAGGAACUCACCGAAAGAAAAGUUUCCCAAAAAAGGGCAUACGAAUCCAUGACAUUGCUGAGUGAUCUUGGAGGACUAAUGGGUUUACUACUAGGAGCAUCUGUACUAACUCUAUUCGAGGUUAUAGAUUUAUUCUUAUAUAACUCUAUUGGAAAAUGCUAUACAUCGUUUAAAUCAAGAAGAGUUCAAGUUUGGGAAAAUAAAGCUUGACAAGAUUAGUUUCAAUACAAGCAUCAAAGAUGGCACAAUGAAAAUGUAUUUUAAUUUUAACCCUAACCCCAACUUUAAAAUGAUAAAGUAUUCAUUAAAUAUACAUAUAUAACCCGUUUGAUCGCUUUCGCGAAGUACUUUAUAACCUUUAAGAACAUAUCCAUUGACUAACUUAUUUGCCUUGUUUACUGUAAUAAAUGGACAAACUCCAGUAUAUGUUUUGCCUCAUGGAGUAUUCUUUUCAGACUAUUUGGUCGUAAUUAAAGCUCAACAAAGCGUAUCAUUAAUUAUUAACUUUGUUUUCUAAAGUUUUCAUUUACCUUUUUGAAAGGUUGAACAAAA